Molecule: messenger RNA, 1530 nt
Organism: Bolinopsis microptera
Lineage: Eukaryota; Metazoa; Ctenophora; Tentaculata; Lobata; Bolinopsidae
Product: lysophospholipid acyltransferase 5-like
Exons: 14
Coding region: 4-1530 (508 amino acids)
Biological process (GO): lipid modification; phosphatidylcholine biosynthetic process
Cellular component (GO): membrane
Molecular function (GO): lysophospholipid acyltransferase activity; 1-acylglycerophosphocholine O-acyltransferase activity
Source: RefSeq, a predicted model, not a curated record
ACUAUGUGGAGUGUGGCUGGGACUAUCACCAGUAUGAACACCUACGAUCCUGCCCUCAUAGUUCCAGUGUACUUCCCAGCUGUAACACCGGGCAUCUGCAGACUUGUUAUCUCUCUUUUUAUCGUGUAUCCACUCUCCUACAUUCACCGCGAACUGGUACACGGGAAAGCUAAGAUUUACCAGCUGCUUUACUUUCUCGUCAGUGGCGUGGCUGUCAUCUAUUAUGUUCUUGGGAUGGGAAUUGUACAUUGUUUUAUUAAUGUACUGAUAGUAUGGGUCAUCAAGUUAGUAUUUGGUCCGUCCAAAACUUCAGUUAUCCUUACUGCUGCUCUUACUAUGAUUUACCUGGUAAUAGGGUACAUAACAACCACAUCAGCUGAGGUAUACGACGUAAUGUGGACUAUGCCUCACAGCAUUCAUACCAUGAAACUUAUCGGUCUAAUAUUCGACUACAAAGACGGAAACACUGAUCCAGAGGAAUUGACGGAGGAUCAGAAAAAGCACGCCAUAAAAGAUUUCGGACUGCUGGAAAUGCUAUCGUUUUGUUUUACUUAUACUGGAGGUCUGACAGGGCCACAAAUGUCAUUUACGAGGUUUAGGGCUUUCUGUGAAGGGAGGAUGAAGUUUGAAACGGAUGAGAAUGGUAGACCUAGUAGUGUAGAUGCUGCCUUCAGUAGGAUGUUUGCGGGUAGCAUAUUUCUGGCAGCAUAUCUCUUUGGGGGGAGUUUGUUCAGCAGAGAAGUUGUCGUUAGUCCUACUUUUCACGACCACAACUUGUUAUACAGACUGUUGUACAUAUCUUGUUACGGGCAGUUAGCGUUGAUAAAGUACAUCGGCUGUUGGACUGUUAUGGAAGGGGGCUGCAUGUUGUUGGGAAUAUCGUACGACGCCUCCCUCCCCGACAAGUGGGGCGCUCUACGGGGGGUUGAUAUUAGGGGGCUCUUUCUGGGGCACAGUAACAAGGGGUUCAUUGACAGCUUCAAUCUAACCACCAAAUACUGGUUCAUCAGGUACCUGUUUAAGAGGACAAGAGAGUGGGGCAAGUGGAGAAGUAUGCUGUACACUUACAUUUUUAUUAUCUUGUGGCAUGGUGUUUUACCUGGGUACUGGCUCACAUUCCUAUUUGAAAUACCUGUGAUUGAUGCAGAAAAGAAGCUAGCAAGAGUGAUACUCCACUACUUUGGAAGGUUUGAAAGUUGGAGUCCUGUAACCCAGACAGUUACCUUAACGGCUGCAAGGUUUGCAAGGUUUCUUACACUGGGGUACGGUAUUCAACCGUUCAUCCUGUUAACGUGGCAAGACACUUCCCAUGUGUAUAACGGAUUAUACUGGGGACUGCAUCUUAUUUUAGCUGUUUGGUUAACACUCUUUUCCUUUUACUUCGAGCAAAAGCUUCCUCCACCGCUCAGAUAUCAAAAAAAAGAGAAAGUAGAGGAGAAGGGUGAUGAUGACGUCACAAAGAAGCAAAAACAUGAUAAACUGAUAAACAGUGACGUUCCUACACUCGCGAAUAAAAUGAAAGCUAUGUAG